Molecule: messenger RNA, 1101 nt
Organism: Rhizoctonia solani
Lineage: Eukaryota; Fungi; Basidiomycota; Agaricomycetes; Cantharellales; Ceratobasidiaceae
Product: protein phosphatase 2 (formerly 2A), catalytic subunit
Exons: 4
Coding region: 1-1101 (366 amino acids)
Source: RefSeq, a predicted model, not a curated record
AUGACCUUUUCCAUAGAUAAACUUACUAUCAAACCAGCAUCAAAGGCACAAGUAGUCGAAGCCGGAACUCGGUCUUCUGUCGAAUGGGCUAAAUGGCUGACUCUUGAACAAUAUUUAAAGCGAGAUGAAGAAAGCCUUGCUCAAUAUCAUGCUAAUGAGGGCAAGUUGAUCAGGUACUUGUCCCAAAAGACGAUCCAGAAACGCUUGACUUUUUUGUGCUUGCGAAACAGGGACAUUUUUGUUCUUCCCAAAGGCCAAAUAACUGCCACCCCCAAAGUAGGCUAUGGCGUAGCCUCCGUUUUUACACCUGCUAGGCAUAGAGGCAAGGGCUACGCUAGUCGCAUGAUGAGUCUCCUCCAUUUUACCAUUGCCGAACUUGGUGGGAUUCCUCCUUUCCCAUCUACCUGGGGAUCGGUUCCGCCGGUGCGAGUUGGGCAGCCUGGACAAGUGUCGGUUCUUUAUAGCGACGUUGGAAAGUUCUACGAACGAUGUGCUCCGGGAGAGGGAGUAGGGUGGACAAUUACUAGCCCAAUGACAACAGAGUGGAUCAUUGGGAUAGAUGAUGACGAGGCUGUCCCUAAUGGUGUGGAACUCUUGUCUCAGGACGAAGCGAUAGCAUUAGUGGCUGGCGAUCUAUAUCAUUUCAAGAAAGACUUGGAGAGUCGAGGUCCUUCAGAGCGCAUACAUUUUGGAUUCCAACCCACAGCGAGUUGGUGCCACUUCCAAAUGCACCGUGAUGAUGAGCAUCCUCUCUACAUCUCUUCCCCUCCGUCGAUUUGGGGGGCAAAGACAAAAACCAAAGGAGAAAUACACUUUGUCGUAUGGCAAUAUGAAGCAUUACCAAAGCCCAGGCUCAUCAUCCUGUACUCCCGAGCAACGCCUGAGACAUUCCCAGGCCUGCUCGCGGCUGCCAAAUCAGCAUGUCUCAGGGAAAAGCAUGUGGCUAUUGAGGCUUGGAACUUAGACGAGGCUCUGGGUGUUGUUGCUGAAGAAUUGGGUGGGCGUACGUACGAAAGGACAGAGCAUCUACCAGCUAUGAAAUGGUAUGGUGAACCAGGGGAGAUCGUUUGGGUUGGGAAUAACAAGAUUCAUUGGUGUUAG